Beauveria bassiana ARSEF 2860 is the source of this 924-nucleotide messenger RNA. RefSeq lists its product as uncharacterized. The coding region runs from base 1 to 924 and encodes 307 amino acids. The record is from RefSeq and is a predicted model, not a curated record. Lineage: Eukaryota; Fungi; Ascomycota; Sordariomycetes; Hypocreales; Cordycipitaceae. The transcript has 3 exons.
AUGGAUCCACCUGUCGUUCUCGGAGAAAUUCCACCAUGGCCGUAUAUGCCUGUGGAAGACGCUCUGGUGGCUGUGGCGCAUCUGCAAAAUGAUAGCGAACUUGUCGGCAAGUGUAAAGCUGAUGGAGGUGCGUCAACAUCAACUGAAGAGCUUGAAGCAACGUUUGAUUGGGAUAAAGCUGUUGAUGAAGGCGAACUCGUCGGCAAGAGUAAAGCUGAUGGAAGUAUGUUGAUAUCAACUGAAGAGCUGGAAGGAAUGUUUGAUUGGGGUAAAGCUGUUGAUGAUGGCUUGCUGCACAAGUUUUAUAUGCGACGCGAAAUUGGGAUACUGAAGGCCGAAAUGACGGAGCGCUUUGAUCAAAAUGCAGUCACCGCGGCUGCGUUGCACGACCGCAUUCAGCAGGUAGAGAAGAACCGCAUUAUGCACUGUGGUAUCGAUGCACUAAAUGAUGGCAUCGCUCAGUCGCGAAACGUCCUCGAUGCUGUCGCCACUGAUGUUGGCGCAUGCCGUCAAGGCCUUCAGACGAUCAAAGACGUCGUCGCAGCGUGCAAACAGGCUGUAGAGGAAUCGCAGCUGCAUUUACGGGCCAGAAUCAGCGACGCGCAAACCGGCAUAAAGCAGGCAAUAACCACAGCUCGACAAGAACUCGGCGCGGGAAUCACCACACUACAAGACAGCCUUCUUGAUGCCGUUGGGGAGUGGGGCGCGAAUUGGGCAAGGAAUGCUGGCAACGACAAAAAAGCAUCAGCAGCGAACAUCUUCGCAGUGGCCACCUGCACCGACUUCGUCACCGGCCUGCCUGCCAAUGACAUAUCGAAGCUGACUGAGCGAGCUCUACAUGAACCAUGCAAUGCGGUCGUACUGUACGUCCGCGCAUCGCCUUCAUUCUACCCAUGCGGCUGCCUCUGCCCAACACCCACCUAG